Bathycoccus prasinos is the source of this 4389-nucleotide messenger RNA. RefSeq lists its product with no specific name. The record is from RefSeq and is a predicted model, not a curated record. Gene Ontology annotation, biological process: IRE1-mediated unfolded protein response; intrinsic apoptotic signaling pathway in response to endoplasmic reticulum stress; protein phosphorylation. The transcript has a single exon. NCBI's taxonomy places the organism in Eukaryota, Viridiplantae, Chlorophyta, Mamiellophyceae, Mamiellales, Bathycoccaceae. Gene Ontology annotation, molecular function: protein serine/threonine kinase activity; RNA endonuclease activity; ATP binding. Gene Ontology annotation, cellular component: IRE1-TRAF2-ASK1 complex. Bases 1 to 4389 code for a protein of 1462 amino acids.
AUGACGACAAACACUCGUCGUCGCGGAGUGCAGUUACUGCUCUCCUCGCUGUCGUCGUCGUCUUCGCGAGAACGAAGAGCGAGGAGUCACCGCUCGUUAGCGUCGACUUCGAAUUCUUCUUCUUUGAAAAAAUCAUCAUCGGCAACGACUGCGACGGCGAACAACAACAACAACAACAGCUCGUCUUCUUCAUCUUCGUCUUCGUCUUUAGUGCACUUAAAAAACUUCCAAACGCAACAAGAAUACGCGAGAGCGAUUGAAUUAGGGAAACCUGCACCGGAAAACGCGUGGUGGUGCUACAAGUACUUCUGGGACCCGAUCGUCGUCGUUAAGAAUAAAACAGAUGUUGUUACUCAUUCUAAAAAGAAGACGAGAACAGAUUACGUUUUGCGAGUGCAACGGGAUUCUUCAUUUGGCGCGAUAAACUCGUACUUUCCUACGUUUGUGUAUAAGAUAUUGAGUGGGUACAGAGGACACUUACCGAAGAAAGAGUACGACGAGGAGAAUCUAUUGAGUAAUAAUAACUUCCCGUGGAUGUGGAUGUGGCUGAGGCAGGCGACGUCGAUGGAGUCGUGGUUUCCGACGCAAGUGCCGGUGUUGGCGCACGUCAUCGGCGAAGGAGAAACGAAAAGGAAACCACCUCCAUUUAGCGGAACACCGAAGAAAUUAACCAAGUAUUAUCAGUUGAAAGCGAAAAACACGAUGGAGAUGACCGUACAAGGUAAUCAGUUGUUAGACUAUAUGAGCGCGAAUAGUUUGUUGUAUUACAGUUCGCAAUCCGGGAACGACUGGUGGUCCAAAUGGCCUUUGAAGAUGUCGCUGAAGAAGAGGAGACAGUUAUGGUUAACCAUCGUCGGGCUACCGAAAGAGGAAAGUUUGUUAAUGCACGAGGGUUUACAUAAUCAAAUGCUUAGGGACGCGAGUUUCGUGUACGCGACCGAUUGGACGUUUUCGAAAAAGUUAAAGAAGACGUUUUUAGGGACAGUCGGCACAGCUUCGAGACCAGACUCGAGAGAGCGCGAUUUGGUUAUUCGGAAGAAGGUAAAAGAUAGUAAUAAUAAGAACAACUCGGCGCAAUGGGUAUCUACGCAUCAGAUGAAAGAGUUGGUGGAUCCGCACGUCGUCGCGCCGACGUAUUUCCCGUUUCCAUUUUUUAACAAAGAGGCGAGUAAUAAUCCGUUAGUCGUCGCCUUCGUUUUGCCGGCGAAAGCAAGAAAUGAGAAAGCGGUGGAAGAGCUGUCGGACAUUUUCAGAUUCGCGCGAGAAACCAACGUGGACGUUGCCGUUUGUGGAUUACAAGUGGAAGAUAAUAAGAGUAUGUCGUCCCUCGACAAUACGUACGAUAAAUGGCGAUCCUUACAAAACGAAACCGUGAGAUUGACUCGAGAGGCAUGCUUAAUCGAAUGGGAAAACCGAAUAGGGAAUAAAAUUAUGGAUCAGGAGAGAGCGUUUAUUGAUGCUGAUUUAGAUUUAGAUGCGACUAUAGAAGCCUUGAAAGCAGGUCAGUGUCCCUCGAGCAAAGCGAAAGAGAAGUUUGAUGAUAUCGCGUGGACGUUUGCAAAAACGGACGAAGUGGGGGACAAGAAGAAGGACGGGUAUCUCGGUCGCGCGAUUCGAUUUUUCGUACAGCUGGGAUUUGAUAACACACGCACCGACGAGUUGCUACAGUUUGAGAACUUUGGCACUCGAGCGAAAGUUGCCAUCUUGGAUACCAAGAAAUUUUUGAACGGGGAGAUGACGGAAGGCGAUAUAACAAGCAGAGAAGCAUCGCGAAGAGCAAAAGUCGAGACACUCUCUUCUUCAGAUUUAGAAAUAUUCCCGCCUUUGACACAAGUCGAGGAUAUUUUGCGAAGAUUUAGACGUGCUUAUAACGUAGCAAAAGCGAAAGAAACGGUUUCGGAUUUUUUGACCUAUAAUUUAGUGUGGUGGGCAAGCGAUUCGGUAAUCCCCGUAGGAGUACUUCGAUACGUCUAUGAAUCGAAAAUUAAAAAAUGUAUCGAUGAACUCGAUCGAGCCGGUUUAUCGAGGAAAGAUCCGUAUUUCAUCAAAGUAAUGGGAAAUGUCGAAGCGUACGAGAAAAUCAUGACGUUUGAAGAACAGAAUCUAGAAGACAUGAAGGAAAAACUGAACGAGUUGAGAUUUUUGUGCGACGACGAAGCGUCGCCUAUUCUCGCGCAAGAUGAGGAGGAAAUCGACACUCUCAUACAUCGCGUGAUCAAAGCGAACGAGGAAGCGAGCAAACGAUUCGCGUAUUUUCAAGAGAGGGAUAAGUUAUCUCUCCUUCCGGAAUGGAAGGACUACGUUGGUAAAGGUAUUUCCUUCGCUGAUAUUAACUCGAGAUCAAAUGAGUUUACCGAACUCAUGCAAAUGAUGGCCAAUCGAUUGCAAAAGCUCAAGGAUUGUAAAGAACUCUUUCGCGCGAUGGAUGAAAAUGACCACUUUGCGUUGAAAAAUAAAAUUACCGAAGCGAACCUUCCGAACUCGGUGAUUGAGAAAGCAAUACUGCGUCAGAAAGAACUUCAAAAAGCGUACGCGCAGUAUCUCAAAGAUACGAGAGUGAAAAGAGGGAUGAGCGCGUACAUGCAACGGUACGAGGGUGAGGUAAACGCUGGGAAAUCGAUUUGGUACGACAGGAAAAAGGUUUUAGGCACGGGUUCACUUGGAGUUGUCGUCUAUGAAGGGUAUUAUGACGAGAAACAUCCGACAACAGGCAAAAUCAAACCGCACGAUGCGGCGAUUAAAAGAAUCCCGCUCGAUGCGGAUAGCAAAAAUGCGGACGAGCGAAGACAAUUACUCCGAAGAGAGUUUGAGGUUCACCGAAAAAUAGCAUCGAGAAGAAUCACUCGUUUAUUCGGCGCAGAGUUAAAUGUACACGAAGACGAUGAUGACUCAAACAAAGCCGCAUACGUGGCAACGGAAUUAUGCGGCGAGACGCUUACAUCCUGGUUAGUUAACGGCGGGGUUGCGCUCAAGAAAAAAGAUACAGAUUUUAAGAAAGCUCGUCAAAGCGUUAAAGAAAUCCCGUGGGAGGAACGUGUUAAAGUUGUGAAGCAAAUAGCCGUCGCUUUGAAGGAAAUACACGCCUCUGGAGUCGCGCAUAACGACAUCAAGGCUGAUAAUUGUUUGAAAAGUAGGAAUGACGAGAUAUUCGAAGAAGAAGGAGAAGAACCAACGAAAAUCUUUAAAAUUUCGGAUUUUGGCCUCGCGAAAGAAUUCGACGAUCGCUUCCAAUCGUUCGAAGGAACUCAAAGAAAGGCACAAAGUUUCACGUCGCAGUAUGGCAUGGGUCCUUCCACUGUGGGCACUGGAAGUAUGCAAAACCCGUUGAGAAAACCCCCUGAAGAGCUCUCCUGGGACGGAUCUGGGGUGGUGCAACUCACUCCGAAGAGAGACGUCUGGGAUCUCGGGUGCUUGGCUUUUCAAGUGCUCACCGGGGCGUGGUCUCCUUAUUCUUCGGUGGAAAUCAAAGAGGACGAUGUCGCCGCGAUUACGAGGAUGAAUCACAAGAAAAGAGAAGGAAGGUACGAAAAUUUGAACACUCUUUUACAAGUCGCGAAUUUACCUCGGCACGUCCAAGUCGUCUCCAACUAUCUGAUUGGAAAGACGCUGCAUCAAAAUCCAAAAAAACGCCCAACUUCUGCGGAGUUCGUGUCAAUGAUGCAACUGUGUGAUCCAGAGUUUUGUAUGGAGCAGAUAGAGGAUGUUGCCGAUAGAUCCAACCCGGGCAAAGUCGGCAGAGCGAAGAGUUUAAUCGGAGAUCAAACCACACAAAAUUUAGUCGAGAGAGCAUGGGUUGGUCGAAAAGCCGACGUGAGGAGAGUGACGGAUAAUAUCAACAACUGGAAAGAUCACAUCCUGUCGAGUUUAUUACAAAGGUCAGAACGAAGAAGAGCGGAAGAUAGUGGCAGCAGCGGCAGCAACAACGCGAGACCACUGACGAGAUCCCAGAAACGGCGAGCGGCCCGAGAACGACGUCAGAAAGAGAGAGUUAUUGCCCCCGAUGACACCAACGAUAGCGAAGAAGAUAUCCAAGGAGGUAAAAUGGAAACUCUAAAGGUAUCUUCGGCUUCGUUAGAGUCCCUGGAAACCGAAAUACCAGAGGACAAAAAGCAAGAACAACUCAGCGCCGGCGCGUACUCGAACGAUUUUGCAGGUUUAGUCCUUUGCAUUCGUAACAUCUAUACCCAUCCACCCAUGGGACACGGAGGAGAAGCCUUUCGAAUUCAGCGCGAAAUGAAAAGCUGGCUCUCCGCUAAUGGCGCGCCGUUUGUGGAAAAACCUGGCGAAGACGAAUACGUCAAACUCGAACGCCUCGUCGCGUUGUAUUUUGUCACUCGUUUCCCAGACGCCGCGAUUAUCGCCUAUCAAUUGUUAAACGAUAAGAAAUGA